Xiphophorus couchianus (Monterrey platyfish) is the source of this 419-nucleotide messenger RNA. Its product is annotated as dicentracin-like. The record is from RefSeq and is a predicted model, not a curated record. Lineage: Eukaryota; Metazoa; Chordata; Actinopteri; Cyprinodontiformes; Poeciliidae. The transcript has 4 exons. The coding region runs from base 79 to 306 and encodes 75 amino acids. Gene Ontology annotation, biological process: defense response to bacterium.
ACAACAGACCAGCAUUUAAGGCGAAAGAAUUCACGUCAGAUUCAGAUCUGUUUGGUUUUAACUCAACUUGCUGAGAGGAUGAAGUGUGUUAUGAUCUUCCUCGUGCUUUCUCUGGUCGUCCUGAUGGCCGAACCUGGAGAGGGAUUAAUACGCUCUAUUUGGAAAGCGGGCAAGUCCAUGUUUAAAGGAGCCAGACAAGGAUUCAGAGAGUACAGACAGCAGCGGAGAUUGGAGAAAGCAGAAAGAUAUAGACAGAAAUAUCAGAACGAGCCAGAAGACGAACCCGGACGCCGUCGCUACACCUGAAGAUUCGCCAGACGUCAGAAUACGAUAAUUGGAUCUCAAGACGGAACAUUUAGCUUUUCCGCUUUUACUAUUAUAAAGAAAAAUAAAGAGUGAAUAGACAAAAAUGUCAAAAA